Messenger RNA from Pecten maximus, 4524 nucleotides. Its product is annotated as nucleolar protein dao-5-like. The transcript has 18 exons. The coding region runs from base 163 to 2757 and encodes 864 amino acids. Lineage: Eukaryota; Metazoa; Mollusca; Bivalvia; Pectinida; Pectinidae. The record is from RefSeq and is a predicted model, not a curated record. Gene Ontology annotation, molecular function: protein binding.
AUUUCUAACAAUCUACAUUGUUGUUGUUUUUAACCGAUCCAGGUCGAUAAAUGAACUCUUCAACGUUUCGAGUUGCCAUGAAACAGUUCGUAAACAGCAAUGGCGGACAGCUAAGACGACAGGUGCCCGGUAAGAGCUGAAUUAAUCUGGGACAUAUAUGACAUGAGGAUGGACAGAAGAAUAGGCCUAGCAGCAUUAGAUGUGGAGAGGUAUUCCAAGCAAGGAACUGCCGACCUCCAAGUGGGACACAUCGACAAAGCUCUUGAUGCGUUUAAGUAUGCAUACAAACGCUCCAGAGAUGUCGACGAUGGCUACACUGAAAGAGCAUGUGCUUUCAACCUUGGUGCUGCAUACAUUGCUGCAAACCAGGCCAAAAGAGGAUUAGAUGUCCUGCAGCAAGCAGUGCCUCCCGAUAACAAAAAGGAGGGAAGAUCAAAUGGUGAUCUUUAUUUCAAUUUCGGUUUAGGAUUUGAAAAUCUUGGAAAUCUCGAGGAGGCUGUACGAUAUUACAUGAAAUCUUAUGAGGAGUAUAAAUCAGAGAGAGAUAAUCUACAAAUGGAGGCCGAGUCCCUGGAGAAGCUUGGGAAUCUACAGGUGAAAACUGACAAUGUUUUCGCAGAAGAUUCUUACGGAAAACUUGCCGAAGUUUAUGGUCUCAUGAAUAAGCCUGUUAAACAGUUAGAGAGUUUGUGUCAGAAAGCCAACCAACAACACAAACAUAAAAAAUCCACCGAGUGUGAGGCUACUGCUGAUGAAUGCCUCAGACUUACUGAGCAAUGUGGUUCAGUAACCCAAGUCGGAAAUGCUCUAAAUGACCUUGGCUUAAUCUACACACAAAUGCAGAAGUAUGACCGAGCCAUUUCCUGUUUUGAACAAGCAUUGCCAUUGGUCCGUGGGAAGUCAGGUGAUAAAAAACAGGAAGCAGUUAUACUUCAGAACCUUGGUGCGACCUACAACUUUGUUGGUGACUACCAGAGAGCUGUUGGUUUUCACGAAUCUGCUUCAAGUUUAUAUGCUGAACUGAAGAAUCGGAACAGCCAGGGACAAUGUUUCGCUAAUCUGGCAUUUGCUCUGAGUCAGUUAGGAGACAAAGAAGGGGCUGGGGAAGCCUUCCUACAUGCUCAUCAAGCUGCCAAAGAUACUGGGGACACUCGCACACAGUGGCAGGUGUUGGAAGGCCUGGGGGCAGUAGCCUUUAACAACGGUAACCUCCCGCGGGCCAUCGACUGCUUCAAACGAGCCCUAGCUGUCAUUACAGCGUCCGAAUCCAACACAACGGUGCAGGACAGGAUCGUAGGAAAACUGACCAAUGCUCUCCAGGAACAAAUUAUAAGGAAGUCCGGAGGCAUCAGCAAACGGGAUGUUCCCUUUAAAACGGAGCAGAGACACCUGACCAUGGCAAACAUUCUCCCCAACAGAAGUUCCAAGGAAGCUGAUCGAAUGUCUGAACAACCCAUCCAAAAAGAAACCGCUGUACCGUCCCAGUCAGAAAAUCCACCAGAAAAACCAAGAUACGUUCCCGUGAAUAGACCUGGGUCCCGCAGAGAGUUCCAGAAGGUAGCUCGCGGCCUCAGCUCACUAGGAGGUUCAAUGACCAUGGACGGGAGCGAGACGCUGAGGCCUGGAACUCUGAUAGCCAGCUCCUCUUCUGACUCGUCAACCUCAUCUUCCUCUUCAUCAUCAUCCUCGUCGGAGGAAGAUGGCCAGGAUGAGAAAAGGAAGGCUAAAGUACAGGUAGAAGUUAAACGGGAUGAAAAACUCCGCCCUUCUUCUAAAUACGGAAGUCUCAUAGCUUCCAAACGAUUGGAUCAAAAGCCUUCUACGAUACAGAGGAAGUCAUUACUGUCAACAACAUCUGAGAAAACGUCCUCUUCUGACUCCUCAUCAUCGUCAGAGGAUGAAGAAGAAAAAGAGGAUGAAGAGGAUCACAAUGCAGUCAAGGCCGAGAUGAAGAAACAGCUUUCUCAAAUUAAAGAAAGUUCAAGCUCUUCUAGUUCAGAAGAGGAAGAGGAGAAGAAACCAGAGGAAAAACAUGUACACGGCUUGGGGACAGUGGAUGAGGGAAGUAAAGAAUCGUCAUCAUCCUCGUCAUCUUCCUCUAGUUCUGACGAAGAAGAGUCACCUCCGCUCCCCACAUCCUCUCCAUUCCCCUCAGGAAAGGUCAACACAUACGAAGACCCACACCUAAAGUACGGCCAGAUCGACUUCAAAAACAAAUACAAAGGUGAGGUAGCUACAGCCCCAAGCAAGGGAGACCAUCCUAACUAUUUAAGUGGCCAGUCUGACCUCUCUAAAGAAGAUGACGACGACGAUGAAAGUGAUGAUGAAUUUGAUUUCACAAAUUCAGGGAAAUAUGAAAAUAUUGAGAAAUUAAGGACCAAUGAGGGCUCUGUUAUAGCCCCUAACCAUACAGAUACCGUCCCUAAGGAAGAAGAACGAGAUACUGUUCCUAAGGACGAAAAACGAGCUGCUGCAGCUGCUCGUGCGGCCGGUAAUUGGGAGAAUGACCACCGCGAGAUCGACCCAACCUACCAGAGCAUCGACUUCCGUACACAGAGGGGAGGGUUUACGGACACCCCAUCGGCGGAAAAUAAUGGGGAUCACAAACACGUGUCGGAUCUACCUAGAGGAGAAAGCCGUGCUGACCAGGAAAUAUAUCUUCAUAACGAACAUAUGAAGCUUGUUGAUAAAAGGCAGACAGCUGAAGAUAACGAACCACAAAAGGCGAAGGAUUCCAAAACAUGUGUUGUGAUGUAAAUGACGUGUGAAAAAAGAAAGGCAAACAGGACAAAAAACCAAACGAUUAUACUUGAUAUUUUCUUAUAUUCUUCAUAUUUUUUAAUGUUUUAUGGUGUACAGUAUGUAUAAUAUGUAUUCUGUCUUUUGUGUCUUACGUAAAGGUACCAAUCAAAACCGUCCAUACCUGUUGCACUGAUAAAUUAGUCUAGAGAGUCAAUACUAGGUAUAACAAAAUCCAUUGUAAAGGAGACGUUAUGAUACUAAAUAUUAUGACAUGGUUUCUUUUUUUAUUGCAAUCAUCGCUUUGUUUUACAAGACAUCAUUCUUGUCUUUUGUGGUGAAUUGUGUCUGUUUAAAAAAAACCUAGUUAUUACUAUAUAGAUAUGUGGCGUAGAAAUUAAUGUUAAUAUAUAUGCUAAUUCUUUAAAGGUAUAUAUCACAGACAUUAUUAUUGAAGAAAACAUAAUAUUAAAAUAGAAAUAUAUAUUUGAUUACGUUUCGACAUAACCAUUUGAUAAAUUUCGACAUAACUAUUUACUAAAUUUAGUACUGUAUAUAAAUUAGGAUAUUUAUAUGUGCAUGUAUCCGAAACAAGUAUUCACAAAACCAUCGACUGCUGCCUGGGUUCCAGGUUUCUAUGUGAUACUUAAUCUGUCUUCCCUGUUUGACAGGAUGACUCCUCAGUUCCUGCUGUCAUAUCGUAUUGGCUUGGAAGUUUAAAGUUAAGUUUAAAACUGUGAUAUUGUUUUUUUUUAUUUUACUUAUUAUGUAAUUCAAACAGAUAUUAAUUUGACGUUCACAGUUUUACACAUGAAAUAGCAAUCUAAUUAAAGUUGUCACAAUCAAUAUUUACUGCCAGUUCAAAACGCGGAAUUGAAAUCGAUUUUUUGAAUUCAUGACUAAAUGCCAUGUGUUAAAUAUCUGUAUUAAAUGUGGAUUUGGGGGGGAAAUAUAGGAAUUAUUUUACCUUUCGCAAUCACAUUAUGUUGUCAUUUAAACAGGUUCUCCUCUUGUUGUUUACUCUUUUUUUUACAUAUUUAUCAUGUUAUGUUUGUAUAAGUAUAGUGUAUUUCUAGCGGCUUUCAGAUUGUAUUUAUUUAAAUCAGUAGCAUCAAACCCGUUGGGACGUUAUGGAUACAUAUCUGUCACCCAGAUUGCGUUCACAUUGACCGUAAAUACAAUCUGGAGACCGUUCAGUAUUUAUAUUUACAUUUCGAUUAUUUUGGAAACGUUCUCAUGUCUAUUUUAUCAAACUUAAAAAAAAUUGUUCUUGUAUGUUUAUUUACUGGAAGAGCUUCCUGAAAAUCACAAUCAUUUCGGUGAUUGAAAUAGAGCUGUAUUAUGAAGUAUAUGUGGCGGCGAGUAAAGCGUUGGCGUAAAGCAGGCUAACAAUGCGCCAAAAGGUCGUCGAAUUAUUGCCAUGUUAUUUACAUGGAGUUAAAAGGAAUUCACGACCCCAAAUAUGGAUAUAUGAUAUAUUAUAUGAUGUACAUUGAGUUUAUACUUCUAUACAAUCAUUUAAACGUAGUGACUGAUUAGUAUUUACUUACGCUUAAAUUGUAUACAAUCAUCAAAAUUUUAGGGAUUGUUUGUUUGAUAGUAGAGAAGGGAAUAUUUGGUUAUCUUGUUGAAUGUUUCAUUUUUUAUGUUCUGUUUUACAUUUUAGUGUCAUAGAAAUAUACAACUAUGUAGUUUAUCUGUUCUGAACUAAAGCUAAUGUGAUACUCUGUACCUUCCAACAAACGACUGAUGUGCUUUCGAGAAUAAACCAUUUAAGAAAAACUU